Pseudogymnoascus destructans is the source of this 531-nucleotide messenger RNA. RefSeq lists its product as uncharacterized. The coding region runs from base 1 to 531 and encodes 176 amino acids. The record is from RefSeq and is a predicted model, not a curated record. NCBI's taxonomy places the organism in Eukaryota, Fungi, Ascomycota, Leotiomycetes, Thelebolales, Thelebolaceae. The transcript is spliced from 2 exons. Gene Ontology annotation, molecular function: iron ion binding; monooxygenase activity; heme binding.
AUGAAAGGGCCUUCUGGAAUUCCAUUGAUAGGAAACAUUGGGCAGAUCCGCGUGAAUGCAGCUGAGAAAUACAGAGAGUGGGCGAAGACAUACGGAGCAGUUUACCAGAUCCAGCUUGGGAAUAUUCCGGUUGUCGUUGUCAACUCUGCUGCUUCAGCCAAGGUCUUGUUUGGCCAACACGCCCAGGCUUUGAGCUCGAGACCCGAGUUUUAUACGUUUCACAAGGUUAUUUCGGAUACCGCUGGAACUACCAUUGGGACAUCUCCUUACAGCGAUUCAUUGAAGCGCCGCCGGAAGGUAGCCGCCUCUGCCCUCAACCGACCUUCUGUACAAACCUAUAUCCCACACUUGGACGUCGAAACCAAGGACUUCUUGUCUGAGCUCCUCACAUAUGGCAAAGAGGGAACUGUCGGUGUCGAUCCCUUACCUUGUAUCCAACGCCCCGAGUCUCAGUCUUGCCUUGACUCUGAACUGGGGUGUCCGUAUGAGCAGCCAGAACGAUGCACUUUUCAAGGAGAUCACCCACGUUGA